AUGACCAAGGGCAUCCCGGCGCCGGGUGUCGUGCCCGAACGCGUGCACUUGUCCGCGGCACGACAGCAAGUCCUGAUUGACAUGGCCGACAGCAUCGUCGCCGAAACGCUGCAGACGUACGAGUCGUUCGUCAUCAACAAGCGUCAACUGCCUCACGACCAGUGGAAGCACGUCAAGACCAAGGAGAAGGUGCACGUCUUUCGUUCAAGACGCGGUAAGCCGCACAGUCAGUCCCACGACGAGAAGGACCCAAGUCGGCCGAGACUGUUGUCCGCUACUGCCAUGGAGCAGGCCGCGACUUCUGGACGACCGUUCUACGACAAUCCGGUUGAAGAAGAAGAGAUCAGCAGCAACACACAUAGCUCUAGCAGCGACGCCGGAUCGUUCUCCUUACUCGACGAAAGUGUCUUGGCUGAUGUCAAGCCGUCCCACGUGCCACUCGUAGUGGCUACAGGUUCCAUCGACGGCAACGUCGAAGACGCGGCGUUCGGUGCCGUCGCCAAUACAAAACGUAGGUGGCUGAUGCGCAACUUGUACGUCAAGAACGACGUGUUCGAUGACCGUAAGCUGCUUGCAACACUGCAGACUCCAAGCCUGGAGGACCCGUUUCGAUCCGUCGUCAUCAAGUGGGCGACGGCCAACUUCGGGCCGUUCAUGACGCGUCGAGACUUUCUGUAUCUCGAAUCUAUGGGCAUGGCGUUCGACUCAGACGGCGAACGAGUAUUCUACAACCUCAUCCACUCUAUCCAGUUGGACGAGUGCCCGCCUCUGGACCGUCUCGAUAUUAUCCGAGCCAGCACUUCAAUCUGCUACAUUGUCCGCCAGCUCAACAGCCACAGCGUCGAGCUGUUCAGUCGAGGAUUCGCUGAGCUUCGCGGCGAAAUGAUGGAGAGCCACGGCAUCGCCAUUCUAGGCCAGAACGUGGCGUCGUGCGCUGGUGUCGUGGAGUGCUCGAAUCUUAAGAAGCUGAGCUGGUUGAUGUCUCGCCGUCGCCGCAGCGACGCGUCAGGUAUCGCUUAUGUGAGCGCGUGCGGCGUGUGCCAUAAGUCGCUUAAGAACUUGGGCUCUCUGCUACAGGCUCCGUCGGGAUGUCCAAUUUGCCGUUGCGUUAUGUGUAGCAAGUGCAGCGUCCAGAAGAAGCUGGCGGUCGACGCGACGAAAGGGAUGACACUGAAGAACUUCAGCUUCUGCUUGUCUUGCGUUAUCGAAGCGCGCGAGUUAUCAGCGUGGGAAGUCGCCACAGCCUGCCUUGACGGUCCUUAAUUAAACGGAGACCAAUUGGUUCAAUAGAAUAGACGUUUGCCACUGUAUUA
Messenger RNA from Phytophthora infestans T30-4, 1313 nucleotides. RefSeq lists its product as uncharacterized. The record is from RefSeq and is a predicted model, not a curated record. The coding region runs from base 1 to 1263 and encodes 420 amino acids. NCBI's taxonomy places the organism in Eukaryota, Oomycota, Peronosporomycetes, Peronosporales, Peronosporaceae. The transcript has a single exon.